AUGUUUCUCCGGCUACUUUUACUCAUUUUUUCAUUAUUCAUUGAUUUUAUCUAUUCUUUCUCUAAUUUCACGGAUUCCAAUUUAACUAUCACAACAAUUUUCAACAUUCCUACUGGUUUAUGGUGCCCGACUUUUGAGAUUGGUUUGAAGUGUCCCGAAGAGACUUUUUUAUCUUAUCAUAAAUGUUGCGGGAAUUUGAAUAAGGAUUGUUGUCAUCAUUUGAAAGUUGAGGUCAGUUUUUCACUGUUGCUUUUGAGAGAUCUCUUUGGAAUGAUGAACUAGGUGAGAUCAACAGAUUUUUAAAACUUAGGCUUACUUAAUGAUAUAGCUUCGAAUUUCGACAUCAGACUGUUGGAUGCUAGAUAAUGAUGCUAGAUAAUCAAAAAAUAUAUAUGAAAUUUAUUUCCACUGCGUCGUCGUUUCCCAAAAGUAAUUUUCCAGAUUCUGAUAUUGAUAAUAGUGUUGCCAAUAUCACUUAUCACUCCUACCGUAAUUUAUAUAAUUCAUUGUUUAUGUCACAAAAAAUCGAAAAAAUCACAAAAACGGGAAAAUUGCGAGGAAGAAGAACCGAGUAUGGGAAGGCACAAAAAAGUGACGAUAUUAGAAGCCGAUUCGAUGACUAAAAAUAGUGAAGAUAUGGUUGUACUUUGA
Messenger RNA from Caenorhabditis angaria, 651 nucleotides. The record is from the annotation of a GenBank genome assembly. Lineage: Eukaryota; Metazoa; Nematoda; Chromadorea; Rhabditida; Rhabditidae.